This is a messenger RNA of Pyricularia oryzae 70-15, 231 nucleotides long. RefSeq lists its product as uncharacterized. Lineage: Eukaryota; Fungi; Ascomycota; Sordariomycetes; Magnaporthales; Pyriculariaceae. The record is from RefSeq and is a predicted model, not a curated record. The coding region runs from base 1 to 231 and encodes 76 amino acids. The transcript is spliced from 2 exons.
AUGCACCCCUUGCGUCAGAUAAAGCACAUGCUAGCAUCCAACCAUCAUUGCCCAAGAUUCAAGAUGAUGGCUUAUGGUGACGCAAAGUACCCCUAUCGGUUUUGUCGAAAUUGUCUCAAUGACAAGUUUGACCAGGGUCGUGCAGCACAAGAGCUGGAGCAGAUUGGUAAUGAUGGAUGCCCUCUGUUCUUUAUGGAGGUUGGAGACGAACAAGCCCAUCCCAAGAUCUAA